UGCAGAAAUGGAGAUAUGUGAGAUAGAAGUGAGACAUGUGAGGUGGUGGUUAUUAGAUGUACAGGCGCUGGGGGAGAGUGGGAGGUUAUAGGACAGUUUACCUAGCAGUUACGUUACUGGUAAUUCAGAGGUCUGGAUUUAUGAUCCAGAGGCAAGAGUUCAAAUCCCACCACCACAGCUCGGGGAAUUUAAAUUUACUUAAUUACUAAUUUCUUAUUCCAGAUGUAUUUAAUAGUGAUGAAGCAUUGUUAGAAUGUUGUAAAAACCCACCUGUGAUUCAGUGAUGUCCUUUUGGGAAGGAAAUCUGCCAUCCUUAUCUGGCCUGGCCAAAUGUGACUCUCAAAUGGCUGAGCAAACCAAUCUGUUGUAUUCAAGAGGGUGUCUCACCUUCUCAAGGGCAUUUAGGGAUGGGCAAUAAAUGCCUUGUUUUGGGACCUACAUUGUGUGAAUGAAUUUUUAAAAAACGUUGGGUGACAUUUGGAUAUAUGGAUAGUGAGGCAGAGAAGUCAGAGAGACAAUGAAUGGGGGACAGCGAGGUGGAAUAGGUGCUGAGGAAAUCCUGGAUCUCUCUUUGCUCAUCCACUGCUUCUCACUUCUCGCCAUUUACAAAAUACUCCGCUCAGUUUUUCUUAAGCCCUAUGUGGAUGGGUCACACUUCUGGGUAGGCGUGAGAGGGCGAAAGCACCUUGCGUUUAAAAGGUGUUUUUUCACAACCUCAGGAUGUCUCAAAGCGCUUUACAACCAAGUGCUGGGCAUCCCAUGAAACCACAUCGCCUGUCUCUCACUCACAGUUUGGUUCUGCAUUAUGGGCUAUACAAGAAAAUGAUGGUAUUCAAACCAUACCAGGCCUCUCAGCACGACAUGUGCCGGUUCCACUCUGAGGACUAUAUUGAUUUCCUGCAGAGAGUGAGCCCGAACAACAUGCAGGGUUUCACCAAGAGCCUGAAUACCUUCAAUGUGGGAGAUGAUUGUCCUGUGUUUCCAGGAUUGUUCGAGUUCUGCUCACGAUACACAGGAGCCUCUCUACAGGGAGCAACACAAUUAAACAACAAGGUGUGUGAUAUCGCCAUUAAUUGGGCCGGAGGACUUCAUCACGCCAAGAAAUUUGAGGCUUCGGGAUUCUGUUAUGUAAACGAUAUUGUCAUUGGAAUCCUGGAAUUGCUGAAGUACCAUCCGCGUGUGCUGUACAUUGACAUUGAUAUUCAUCAUGGUGAUGGGGUGCAGGAAGCCUUUUACCUCACUGACCGAGUUAUGACUGUAUCCUUCCAUAAAUAUGGGAACUACUUUUUCCCAGGAACAGGUGACAUGUAUGAAGUAGGCGCAGAAAGCGGACGGUACUAUUGCCUGAAUGUUCCACUCCGGGAUGGAAUCGAUGACCAAAGUUACAGGCUCCUGUUCCAACCAGUUAUCAAGCAGGUGGUGGAUUUCUACCAGCCCACGUGUAUAGUGCUGCAAUGUGGUGCGGAUUCCCUCGGCUGCGAUCGCCUGGGUUGCUUCAAUCUCAGUAUAAAAGGACAUGGGGACUGUGUAGAGUUUGUGAAAAGCUUCAACAUUCCUCUACUGGUGAUGGGAGGAGGGGGAUACACUGUCCGAAACGUUGCUAGAUGCUGGACUUUCGAGACCUCGUUGCUUGUUGAUGAAGAGAUAAGCGAUGAGCUGCCUUAUAAUGAAUACUUUGAAUACUUCGCUCCAGACUUCACGCUUCACCCAGAUGUCAGCACCAGGAUUGAAAACCAGAACACCAGGCAGUACCUGGAUCAAAUCAGACAAACGAUUUUUGAGAACCUGAAAAUGUUGAACCAUGCUCCCAGUGUCCAGAUCCACGAUGUCCCAUCGGAUUUGCUGAGCUACGAGCGGACAGACGAGCCUGACCCCGAGGAGCGCGGGUCUGAGGACAACUAUAAUAGGCCAGAAGCUGGGAAUGAAUUUUAUGACGGUGACCACGACAAUGACAAGGAGAGUGACGUGGAAAUAUGAGGUGGUGACUGGCCAUCGUACAUCAGAGCAGACAUUCAGGACUGAUGAGCACAGCACCGCACUGGCGAACAGAGCUACCGUAAGCCACACAGACUGGUGCCAGGUCUCCAGAGGUGUGCAGGGGGCUGGAGGACAAGGAGCGACCACCACCAUCCUCCUCCUCCACCAGGUGAAGCUGAUCCCGGAUAUGGCUCUGUGGGCCAGGGUCAGCAUCUGUCUGUGAAACCCAAGAAGCAAUUCCUCGGCUCCAGUAUCGAUUCCUUUUUGUUUCAUUUGGGUUGGAGACAAAAAAUUAAGACUUGAUUAUUUGAACGAGUUUCCUUUGCUUUAACCGGGGACGAAAGUUUUGUUGUUGGUCACUGAGCAGCUGUGGCAUGCGGGCAGCAAGUUGUUCCACGUGAUAUCCAGCUGCACCUUUAAAGUACCUUCUAAGGGUAAUAAAACGGCAAUUCAGAAGCCAUACCAGACACCAAAACCUCGUAGAGAUGAGCAAAGGCACAGUAAGUACAGAAAUUCAUAGGAUGUUUAGCAACUGAUGUCCUUCUGACAACCAGUAACUUGUGGGUAAUUCCAGUAGCACAUGACUGGUUGGGUCUGUGUAGCCACUGCUCCUUCAAGCUAUGGGGUCAGUGUGAUUGGAUCUCACAGUACAAUAGAGAAAUAAAUACUUUUUAUUCAUCACUCCCUGCUGAAUCUGUCACUCCCAGUCCCUCUUGUGGGCCAGGAUAAGUUAUGGGAUGUUAUGCCCUUGCAAUAUGUCAAGCUAUUGAUGCUGUUAUUUUUUGUGUAGAUUACCAGCCCUCAUGUCUCUUUUUGUUUCGGUUAUAUGAAAUCUGUUCUUGUGCGAUAGGAUAGCUGGAAUAUCAUUAAUCGCACAACUGUGAGACUCCUUUCUGCUCCUUCUCUCCUCUCCUGAAAGUAUUUGUUCUUGUUACAGUUUCACACGUACUUGCUGCCCCUCUUAUAUGUCGCCCAAAUUGCCACAUCGAAGUUUGUGUUUUUUUAUAUUUUACACUUUGUGAUGUCUGUGUAACAAUUCACUCACCUGAGAAAGUUGUGGGGGUGGGGGUGCUUAGAACAUCAUUGGGGUUAGCAACAAGCAGAAACAUUGCUUUAAAACGUCUCCAAACAGGUUCAGUUCUGAGAACAGUUCUUGUGUUUUACGGUAAUCCUAUAGAGGGAGAUAAAGGAAAAAACAAUGGCCAUAGUAAAGCAUCAUACAGUGCUUCAAAGGCGCAUUGCCAAGCAAAAUUGGGUGCCAUUAAACCUCACAACAAAAUUUGACAAGCUGAAAUGAAACAGCUUGUCAUGGCUGUCAAUCAUCCCAACACUAUUUCAUGCAUCAACUUGUGUUGAAGGGCAUCACUUGCCAGGGUCAGAACUGUGAUUUCUCCUCCAAGAAAGACACCAGCUGUUGUCAGUGUUGUAUCUGUAAGGAAAUCCACGGUGGGUGGGUGAAUUGUGCACAGUGUCUCAAUCUGGCGUGCUGCAAACUCUGAUCAACCUCAAAUCUUUCAGCAAUGAAAGCAUUGCCAGCCCAUGUCAUUGCAUUUGCACCAAUGUUUGGCCCUUGUACAUAAAGUUACUUUUGUUUUUUCAGAAAGAAAUGUAGAUUUUUCAUAUUAAAAUGGUUUGUAUA
Messenger RNA from Carcharodon carcharias (great white shark), 3616 nucleotides. RefSeq names its product histone deacetylase 3 (gene hdac3). The transcript has 15 exons. Lineage: Eukaryota; Metazoa; Chordata; Chondrichthyes; Lamniformes; Lamnidae. Gene Ontology annotation, molecular function: histone deacetylase activity. Bases 721 to 1977 code for a protein of 418 amino acids. The record is from RefSeq and is a predicted model, not a curated record.